AUGACGAUAAGGAAAUUUAAUUUGAUGACAUCUGACUGCAAGAAUCAAUGGCAAUGCAACAAAUGCUUAAAUAAACAUACAUUACCUACAAAAUCAUGUAAAAUUAAUCCCAUUUUUAUAAGUACUCCUAAAGCAAACACAUCACAAGCAUAUACGAGUACAGCACAAGAAAAUUCUAAUAUUAUGACAGACAACAUAACUCUUAGAAAGCAAUUUACUAGGGAAAAUGAAUACGAACCUAUAAUUAAUGACGUAAAAGGUCACUCAUUACUAGAAGAAAAUAAUAAUUCUUUGGAGGAUAUUUCGUUAUCUCCCAGAAGAAGCGUUCCUGAUCUUUCUACUCGUGACUAUGACGACGAAUAUAUUCAAUUAAAGCAAAAAAUUGAGGAAUUGAAUAGUAAACUUGCCAGUGCACAUACAGAAAUAGAAAACUUGCACAUGGAAAAGAAUGUAUUACAAAAAGAAGUCCAUGAGCAAAAAAAUCGAAUUCAGCACUUAACUGCCAUAUGUUCACGGAGUGUCAGAAAGCGCAAGUCAAAAAUAAAAGGAGACUCAACAUUUAUGCGACAAAACAAAUCCCUUGACGAUUCCUCAAUACAAACAAGCUACUGCCCUGAUUUUGCAAUACAAGCUAAAACUAAGGAAAGCGAUAAGGCUACAAUUGUAAAGAUGCAUUCUGUAUAUUCAUUUAACCGAAGCGACAGUGAAAUCCUUCAAGAAUUGUUGAAAGUUUUCAGUUCGGGUCGAGGUACGGCACGGGAGCAAUGGAGUAUGCAAGCUGACAUUUCAGUUGAACCUGUUGGUUGGGAUGCACUAUGGAAAUUAUCAAAAGAAUAUUGCAAAACGUUUGAAGUAAGAUUUCCAUGUGUUGCAUAUGUAACUGUUACAUCUGUUGAUUAUGAAGAACUGGCAGCUUGUGUGGAUGUUCUAAGUGUACAACAUGCAGCUGUAACUUUACCACAGAGAGUUGUAGAUGUUCCAUUAAUACAACUCUGGCCUACUCUCAAACAGCGCGAGGAAUGUGUUAAUGCAGCUUCUACUGCAGAAUUUAUUGAUCUUUUAAGAUUCUUUUAUCAAAAUAUAUGGAUGCCUUGGGAUGAUCAAGAUGAUAAAGUUGUGCUACCAAACACAAUAGAAGAUCGGAUGAGCCUCUGGAGGGAUAUUCAUAAUGGAACAAUACCAAACUGUGUGGCUCGAUCUAUAGUCCUGUUAAGAAACAGUGCCAUCAAUGCUUAUGAAAAACUAAAAGAGCUUGAUUCUUCUCUUUGUGAUGGAAUAUUAGCAGAUGAUGAUGAUUCACUGCUUCCUCCAAACUACCUGUCAGUAUGUGCUGAGAUGAAUGCGCGCUUAGAUGGUCUGAUGUCUAAGUGGACCCUUUAUGAAAACCCAUUGAUUAGAGAACAAUACUUAACUAAAACAAAAAAUAAAUGGCUGAAAAAUAAGAGUAAAAAGAAUGUUGUUGCACUCUGGCAAGGGGGCUCAGUUUCUGAAUUUGAUGAAAUAUCAAAAUUCCUUCACUCAUAUCUUACUAAAGAGCAUAAUCUGACGGUUGUGGUUUCUGCUGAAGAUGGCCUCACCUUAGAACCGGAUGAAGUAGUAGUCUGUAGUCAGCAAUAUGAGCUGCCAGAGAUGCCAUUAUCACAAAUCUCCAUCUGCAGUUUUAAUGGUGCUACACUUAGGGCAACGGACAUGAGAUCUUGUUUGUUAAUGCUCAGUGAAGAUUGUAGAAUACAAAAUUUAACUCUUCACUGCUCACAAGUGAGCACAAUCAUUGUAAUGAGAACAGGAACACUCCAUAUUAAAAACUGCAUGUUUGCCGAUGAGUCAAAGAGUUCUCAGAGUGAUUUUGCGCAAGGCAUUGUGGCGAUGGCUGGAGCAAAGGUCGUCAUUGAAGACUGUACAUUUGAAAACUUUUAUUCUGGAAUUGUGAUUCACAGAGGUGCACAGAUGGAGCUAAGUAAAUGUAUAUUGCGGAAGUGUGGGGUAGGAAUUCAGAUGUAUUCGGGUGCGCACGUAAAAUUGGACAGCACAGUUAUAGCAAACUGUUCUGAGCAGUGCAUUCGGUGUGAAGUCGACGUUGAUGGUUCUGACAAGAUGAACGAGAUGGAAGGAUUACAGGUGAUGUCGAAUUGCAAGAUUGGAUCUGGUAAUCUACAAAAGGAGGUUUUAAUCGUCCAGCAAAAUGUUUACUUAGCUUAA
Messenger RNA from Parnassius apollo (apollo), 2199 nucleotides. The record is from the annotation of a GenBank genome assembly. NCBI's taxonomy places the organism in Eukaryota, Metazoa, Arthropoda, Insecta, Lepidoptera, Papilionidae.